This is a messenger RNA of Pseudovirgaria hyperparasitica, 2122 nucleotides long. RefSeq lists its product as uncharacterized. The coding region runs from base 432 to 1880 and encodes 482 amino acids. The record is from RefSeq and is a predicted model, not a curated record. NCBI's taxonomy places the organism in Eukaryota, Fungi, Ascomycota, Dothideomycetes, Acrospermales, Acrospermaceae. The transcript is spliced from 2 exons.
GCUGGGCAGGCUAAAGGGCCAAACGUGCUCACGGCCUUCUCAACACCCGCAACGAAGCGAUCUGCACAUGGAGCUGCACUGGCGCUGCUUGGAAACUUAUAUGGUAGAAGUUUUAGCAAGAGACGAGAGAAAUUGACCAGUCUCCUUGAGGUAUAUAAAGGGGUGUUGGCUUUGCUAUCCACUGCCCCUCUCCACUCUUACGCAUACCUUAAUCUUAAUUAAGACCCCCAAUCCAUCGCGACUACCUGCGAAAACAAUUUCAUCACUUGCGCUCCACCCUAAGGCCAUCCCCUGGACAUUGCUCUUUUUCUCCCUCCGCAACCCCACCACCCUCCUAUUGUUUGCUAUCCCGAAACGCAAAACCACGACCGGGCCCUAAUAAUUAUACAACGACCAUCCUUACUAUACAUCAUCCAUCCUUCACAGGGAAUAUGGCAACCCCUACCAGCCCCACCAACAAUGUCCCUUUCCGGACCACUACCGCCAUGACCGACGAAGACUGGACACCGGGCGAGGAUACCAGCGAGGUGACAAAGCUAUUUCAUGAGCGAUUGCAGGCCUGGAAGCAUGCUUGCGGCUAUCUUGAAGACUACAUUGGUGCAACAGAAAAGCUGCAUCAUAGUCAGGCAAAGGACUAUGAAAAAGUGCUUAAGACCGUGUCAAAUCCACUAAAGGAGGGGCACCACUUCGCCCAGGACCUUGGAGGCAUUGCCGGCAUGUUUGACAACAUUAGGUCUAAUACACAGGGCAUCGCUAAGUCUCACACCGAUACCGAGAAGACCUUGAAGGGUUCUGUGCUCCCUGUCUUCGAACGUCUCCAUACCGAGAUCAAGAACAAACAGAAAGAACUUACUAAAGGUGCUGGUAAAGGCAGUAAGAAUGUGGAUAAAGCACGAACCGCGUCUCAGAAACACAUUGAGAAAUUGGGUCAACACACUGCUACAUUUGACUCUGCAGGCGGCAAGAUGACUGCUGCUAAUGACCCAUACGUCCUGAGACGUGGUGUGAUGCACCUACUCAACAAGCAGAUCAUCGAAGAAAACAAUAACCGUACAGACAUUAUCGCUGUACAGAACAGCUUCUCUCAAUUUGAAGCACAUGUCAUUGCCACUCUUCAAACGGGUAUGGGUCAAUUUAUGCAAGUAGUCAAUGGCCAGUCUGAGCAGCAGAAAGCCAUCUUUUCAGACAUUACUGCAACCUGUCAGCGCAUAGCACCAGACUUCGAAUGGAACGGCUUCGUACAGAGGAACAACACGGUACUGAUUGACCCGAGUGCUCCUCCACGGACCGUUAACGAUGUUGCCUUCCCUAACGAUCGCCAUCGCGCGACCCAGCCGAUGAUUGCGGGCUCACUGGAGAAGAAAGGCAAACUGCUCAAGAAGUAUGACACAAACUAUUACGUUAUCACGCCGUCCAAAUUUCUCCACGAAUACAAAACCGAUGACGACUUCCAGAAGGAACCAGCGCCGGAGAUAUCUUUAUACCUGCCCGACUGCCUGGUCGGUGCUGUCAACGGGCAAAAGUUCAAUGUCAAGGGGAAGGAUGUGUCUGGCAGCAGCAUUGUCAACAAAAUGAGCAUAUCGCACGAAUUUCAGUUCAAGGCCCAUACUCCCGCAGACGCCGAACAAUGGUAUGAAGUCAUCAAAGCGGCGGCGGGUAACAGCGCCGUAUCCACUGAGCUUGCACCCACCGUAAGCGACAGCGCUCCAAGCAGCCCAGCGGUUGCACAAGGGGAGGCUGUUACAGCUGAGAAGCAGUCAACACCGUUGACUACCACCGAUCUGCCACCAGAUACAACUACAGCCGCUACUCCAGUUGUUGCCACCGGUGACGGUUCUGCACCUGUAAGCGGUGUUGAGGGAAAACCUGGUCAAUACUAGUGCGUACUCCAUGAAAGACGUGCAUCAGUUUGAGGAAGCAAAUUGUAGACACUUAUACCCUCGCUUUGUUGAAAUUUCCCCGACAUCAACUCAUGCAGGCGCAGGUAUCGAGAGGAGGUCAUUUGCUAUAUAGGAUAAAUAGUGUUUAAUGGAUUUUGCUUGCAAACUCCCUCAUCAUGUAAGCUAUGUUCAAUUAUUAAUUGUAUCGAAUGACCACGUUGCACAGUGAGCGUAUGUUCCAC